Messenger RNA from Cuscuta europaea, 3831 nucleotides. The record is from the annotation of a GenBank genome assembly. NCBI's taxonomy places the organism in Eukaryota, Viridiplantae, Streptophyta, Magnoliopsida, Solanales, Convolvulaceae.
AUUUUGUCCGCUUGCUGCAAUUGCUCGUUCAAUUCCUUCGAUGUCAACACAAAGGCUGCUACUCCGCAAAACAAAGCCAUUUCUGAAUGCAACAUCAUCUUCAGCUUCAGAGCCAUCCCACUACUCUAAUGAAUUCCCAAACAUAAUUGUGAAUUCUGUAGACACCUUCUUGGUCGAGAAAAUAAUGUGGACUCUCAAACAAGGUACGCAUCAUCGGAGCUCCCUGUUUCUUCGCCUAAACACAUCGGCUUAUCUCGAAGUUAUUAGAAAAUGUAGCGAUAAUUUGGCUUCAGCUUCGAACUUUAUCGAUUCCGUUGCUUCAAACAAUCCCAAUUUCAAGCAUUCGUCCACCUCUCUCAGCGCUGCUGUUCAAAUACUCGUUAGGUGCAAGAGAAUCUCCGAAGCACAGGCUUUGAUACUGAGAAUGGUUCGUAAGAGUGGUGUUUCUAGGGCCGAGACGGUUGAGUCCAUGAUUUACACUUACAGUAUGUGUGGAUCGAAUUUGUAUGUUUUUGAUUUGUUGAUCAGGACCUAUGUGCAAGCUAGGAAGCUGAGGGAAGCUGUAGAAGCAUUCAGGUUGUUGCUUAGCAGAAGGUUUUGUGUUACUAUAAAUGCUUGUAAUAGUCUUCUUGGCGGCUUAGUGAAGAUUGAAUGGGUUGAUUUGGCAUGGGAAGUGUACAGGGAAACGAUCAGAAGUGGUGUUCCAGUUAAUGUGUAUACCCUCAACAUAAUGGUUAAUGCAUUUUGUAAAGUCGGUAAGAUUGAGGACGCAAAGGUGUUUAUUGAUGGAAUGAAAGAAAAAGGGAUUUUGGAGGAUACUGUGACUUACAACACCCUGAUUAGUGCUUAUUGCCGUAAGGGUCUUGUAGGUGAGGGGUUUGAAUUGAUGAACGCGAUGUCCCUCAGGGGAUUGAAACCGUGUUUGUUGACCUAUAACUCCAUUGUUAAAGGACUGUGUAAGAAGGGACAGUAUCAGAAGGCAAGGGAUGUUUUGAAUCAGAUGGUGUGUAGUGGGUUGAGCCCUGAUACCUGUAGUUAUAAUGCAUUACUUGCUGAGUGUUGCAGAAAAGAUGAUGUGUUAGAAUCUGAAUCCAUUUUCCAUGAAAUGGAUCAUCUUGGUGUAAGUCCAGAUUUGGUUAGUUAUAGUUCACUAAUUGGGUUAUUUUCAAGAAUUGGCCGCAUUGAUCGUUCAUUAGCGUAUUAUGAGGAUAUGAAGUCUAAGGGGAUUGUCCCAGAUAAUGUAAUAUAUACCCUUCUCAUUAGUGGCUUUUGUAGGAACCAUUCUAUAUCUGAAGCUUUAAAAAUGCGUGAUGAAAUGUCAGUUCAAGGUUUGGCCAUGGAUGUAGUUGGUUACAAUACUCUUUUGAAUGGCUUAUGCAAAGAAAAAAUGCUUACCGAAGCCGACCUAAUUUUCAAAGAGAUGGUUGAAAGGGGUGUGUUUCCCGAUUUUUGCACGUUCACGACACUCAUAAAUGGAUAUUGUAAGAAUGGUAGCAUGGAAAAGGCACUCUCACUAUUUGAUUCUAUGCUUCAAAGCAAUCUCAAGCCAGACGUGGUAACAUAUAACAUCUUGAUUGAUGGGUUUUGCAAGGAUGGUGAUAUGGAAAGAGCUUUUGAACUAAGAGAUCAUAUGAUAUCUGAAAAUAUACAUCCUAAUUGUGUUACAUAUAGCACUUUAAUAAAUGGUUACUCCAACAAGGGUGGUGUUUUUUAUGCAUUGAGAUUGUAUGAUGAGAUGGUUGGUUUAGGAAUCAAGCCGACCGUGGUCACAUGCAACUCCCUUGUUAAAGGAUAUUGCAGAUAUGGUAAUGCUGAAAAAGCAGGAGAGUUUCUUGCUAAGAUGCACUCUGAGGGGGUGUUUCCUGAUUUGGUUACAUAUAAUACUCUAAUACAUGGUCUGAUUAGAGAGGAGAGAUUGGACAAAGCAUUGCGAUUAGUUGAUGAAAUGGAAAAUCAUGGUAUAUUACCUGAUGUGGUAACGUACAAUGCCAUUCUGGGUGGGUUUUGUAGGGUGGAUAGAAUGGAAGAUGCCAAUUUGGUAUACCUGAAGAUGAUGGAAAGAGGAAUAAAUCCUGACAGAUCAACAUAUACAUCAUUGAUAAAUGGAUAUGUUUUGCAAGACAACAUAAAGGAUGCUUUCUUGUUCCAUGAUGAAAUGAUCAGAAAGGGGUUUGUACCAGAUGAUAGGUUUUAACCUUUUUUGUCACUUUCAAGUUUCAAGUUGAUAGUCAUAUUCAGUCAUCUGCCAUUCCAGAGGCUUUGUCCAUGUAUUUUUUAAAAAGCGCUUGAUUACACGAUGUUAAUAAUGAGAGAACUGGGGAUCCCAAUGUUCAAUCAAUGAUAAAUGCUGGCCAACAAGGAAAAUGUUCUCUUUGCUUGGAUCCCCAUGAUGAGUUGCGUCUUUGGGAUUGUUUGAAGUCCCCAUGGGACCUGGGAUAUAGCAUGGAAAAUGCUGCCUGGGACAGAACAUUGGAAAUGUAAGGUCAUUCUUAUUUAAAAGCAACGUCCUCGAGAUACCUUGACAAACCCAGGGAAAAGUUUCAGAAAUUUACACUGCAAGAUGUAGUUGUGACUUCAGGAUGGACCAUUAAACACUGCAGGACAGGUUCUUUCCAUACAGAAAAAGCCCACAAGAAACUUCCAAACUAAAUUUCCUUCCAAAGUUUGCACUUUUUAUGUUCCUGAGCAGAAAUCUCUCGGAGGACGUCUCAUGGCAUUAGCUUUGGACAGAGCGGCUAAGACAAAUGAUGAUCUUUGUCUAUGUACAUAUGUGGCCUCCGCUCUCAGUGUCUUUCUUCCCUAUUUAAAGAACGAGUUGGCCAAUGCUCUUUCUCAGUUAGGUGUAUCCGUGUAUCCCCCGAGUAUGUUUUCAUCCCUUCCAGAGCCGCUGAACAUUCGAUUAACUUUGACUCCAUCCCUGUGUCUGAUUGGUCAACUAUUCUUGCUCGUGGGGCCUAUGUCAUAUUAACACUUUUCAAAACUGUUUCUCCAGCCCACUACACCCAAUGCCUGAUAAGAAGGUUUGAGGCACUAAAAAGGCUUGCAGGUUGCUGCCCUAAUGCUGAAAUCCCUGUGCCUCUAAACCAGUCUAAGGCUAACUCUCUGCGUACAAUGCUAGGAUCAAACCGAGCACUCAUAAAGAGGAUAAUCGAACUGGUUCUUGAUUUCAUGUCAGAUGGUAACUUGCAUUCAGUCUUCUUGUAUGUAGCUAAUAUCCUGGCCCACAACGUCAGGGAUGAUUUCACGUUCAUAUAUGAUACAUUUGUGAAAGAUGAAUUGCCUGUGCUGACUGAUUCCAGAGUGUAACAUGAUGUCACAAAACUACAACAGGCUGUCAAGUUUGUUAAACGUCCGUAUUAUCCGAAGUUUGCUCGUUACCUGGCUUUCCCUGCUGACUCAUUCAAGCUGGACGGGUCUCGAUUCCCUAUUUUGAUGUAUGUUGCAAAGUAGUUCAAGGCUGAGGAGCAGCAAUCCUCGGUGGCAGGUAAUCACUACCAAUUUGUUCCAGCCCGGUCUGUUGUUGUUGAUAAUGACCUUGUCAAGGACCUGCUGGCAUGGAAGAGAGAUUCUUAAGUGCUUACAAAUACUUCACCAAUAUGGAAGGUUGUUUUUGAGGGCUUGCCAUUGGUUGAUGGUGUCCUAACUAACAUCCAAACUUUUUCAUGGAAAUAUUGUGAUUGAUUUUGAAGUGUUUUGGAAGUUUUGCUUUGCUUUUGGCAUUCCUAUCAUUUUGCCAAUGUACAUAUUUUUGCAGGCGUGAAUUGUGUUGUAUUUUACGUUGAAUUGUGCAUUAUGAAAGCCUUUUACUGCAACAUAAUCGAAUUCAACGAC